Messenger RNA from Cajanus cajan (pigeon pea), 1364 nucleotides. RefSeq names its product transcription factor bHLH93. Gene Ontology annotation, molecular function: protein dimerization activity; DNA-binding transcription factor activity; sequence-specific DNA binding. Lineage: Eukaryota; Viridiplantae; Streptophyta; Magnoliopsida; Fabales; Fabaceae. Gene Ontology annotation, biological process: regulation of DNA-templated transcription. The record is from RefSeq and is a predicted model, not a curated record. Gene Ontology annotation, cellular component: nucleus.
GAAGUUGUGUAAAACCUUGUCGCGUGGUCACCAGUUAGGUCAGAGUGUCAAAGUUUCACUUCCCUUGUUGAGCAGAGAAGGAAGGGAGGGAGUGAUGGAGCUUUCUCAACUUGGUUUCCUUGAUGAGUUAGUUGCUCCAAGAAGAGACACAUGGAACGCUUUCUCCACUGCCUUCUGUGACCUUCUUCCCAAUGCUUGGACUUUCGACUCUUUCCUUGAGACCCCUUCUUUGCCCCCAUUUCCUGCAUUGGACCGCAGAUUCGAAUGCCCCUACUCCACCCAAGUGCCUCCUUCCUACCCUUUUUCCGAUGCCUUCGCAAUGCCAUUGAGUGAUGACCCUCCACCACUUCCACCGUCUCUCCAGGCUCAAGAGGUUGCCUUUCGUGACAACACCCACUUUGGAGAAACCAAGGGUGUCUGCAAAGUUGAGGAGCAGGGCACGGAGGUUGUUGUUCCUCUCUUCAACGUGGGCCUCUGUGAUGAUCGAGACAGAAAGCCCAAGCCCAAGAAGCUUGAGGGGCAGCCCUCCAAGAAUCUCAUGGCGGAAAGGAGGAGAAGAAAGCGUCUCAAUGACCGUCUUUCCAUGCUAAGGUCAAUAGUCCCCAAGAUCAGCAAGAUGGAUAGGACUUCUAUUCUUGGGGAUACCAUAGACUACAUGAAAGAGCUUCUAGAGAGGAUUGGUAAGUUGCAAGAGGAAGAGGGGGAAGAGGGCACAAGUCAGAUGAAUCUGUUGGGCUUUUCAAAGGAACAACUCAAGCCAAAUGAAGCAAUAGUAAGAAACUCCCCCAAGUUUGAUGUUGAGAGGAGAGACCAGGACACUAGGAUCAGCAUCUGCUGUGCCACAAAGCCUGGAUUGCUACUAUCAACUGUCAAUACCUUAGAAGCAUUAGGCCUAGAGAUUCAGCAAUGUGUUAUAAGUAGCUUCAAUGACUUUUCAAUGGAAGCAUCUUGUUCUGAGGUAGCCGAACAGAGAAAUUGUAUUAGCCAUGAAGAGAUAAAACAAGCACUUUCCAGAAAUGCAGGCUUUGGUGGGAAAUGUCUCUAGGGGAAAGAUGGAAAGUAGCCAUAACAUGUUGCAGAUGGUGUUGAAGAAGCAACUUUCCUUCUUUAGUUUGUAAUCCAAGGAAUUAGGGAAGUAGAAGUUUUAAUGAGAUUCAGAAUAAGUUGGCUUUGAUUGAUGAUUUCCUUCUUAAAGCCUCACCCUGUGUUUUAACAUAUAAUGGGGGUGGUGCUAUCCUUUAGUGCAUGCUGCAAUUUCACCUUUUGAAAAAAAGUGUAUUCUUUUUUAAGAAGUGAUUUUCAGUGAAGGGGAAUUAUUGCAAAGCCCACAAUUAAGUGGAAUCAAAUUGAUUUUCCAUGGAUUC